Molecule: messenger RNA, 1185 nt
Organism: Eruca vesicaria subsp. sativa (arugula)
Lineage: Eukaryota; Viridiplantae; Streptophyta; Magnoliopsida; Brassicales; Brassicaceae
Source: the annotation of a GenBank genome assembly
UUAACUUGCAACAAAAUGUUAGGUGCUUACGCGGCUUGCGCCUUUGCUAAUCACAUUUCAUUACCUCAAUCACGCGCUUUCCUCAAUUAACUACGCCUACCAAACACCAAAAUCUAGAAGCCCUCCCUUAUCUUCACAUUAACCGGUUCCGAUCAUACCUCCGAUAUCAAACCAGCAUGACGACAAAUCCCGAUAACCAGAAACCGGUUGAAGAACCUUCCGACGUCGAGGUGGCAGCGCCGGCGACUGAAACGAAGACGUUUUCGGCGAUCACUCAGAGAUGGAAAAGAGAAGACACGAUAAAGAAAGCAUCACCGAUCACGAGAGGACUAUCUCUCCUCUUCUCCCUCCUCGCCUUCCUAAUCAUGGUCUCCAACAAACACGGUCCCGGUAGAAACUUCGACGACUACGAAGAGUACAGAUACUUAGUAGCCAUCUCCAUCUUCUCAACGCUAUACACUGCGUGGCAGACGUUCGUGCAUUUCUCGAAAAGAGAGUUUUUUGAUCGCCGGACAUCAGUCUUGGUCGGUUUCUCCGGUGACCAGAUUGUGGCGUAUCUGCUCAUAUCAGCUGCUUCCUCUGCGAUUCCGUUGACUAAUAGAUUCAGAGAAGGUCAAGAUAAUAUUUUUACUGACUCUGCUGCUUCGGCUAUCGCUAUGGCUGUUUUGGCCUUUGUUUCUUUAGCUCUCUCUGCUCUCUUCUCUGGAUACAAACUCUCUACUCAUUCUUUUGUUUGAAUCUUUUGCUGCUUAAGCCUCUCUUUCUGCUUCAGUUGUUUGUUUUAUAUUACCGUGUUGGUCUUUGUGAUACGUGUAAAUGUCAAUUCUUUUUAUGUGUGAUACUUUGGAAGCUAAAAAAGUAUUUUAAGUAAUCGCAAUAAUCCGGUUCAUUGUGUUGGUACUAGUAUAGUAGUAGAUGCUAUCACACUCAAUAUGUGAACUUGUAAUCUUAUCGUUCAUGUUCAUCAGAAUAUAAGUUCAUGAAAGCAUGUGAGAAAUUGAUUGGUUUUAUUCCAUUUUUCUAGUUCUAUGGUACACAAGAAGACUAAAGAUAGUAUAAUAUUACAGGCGUGUGAAAGCUCUCGCAUGAGCUAAUGAAAAAAAAAAACAAAUGAAAUAAUUUUCUCUAUGGACUAUAGACUAUAUAGUCUUAUGUAUCUGCAGGAUCACUAGUAAGUAGUUAAAC